Molecule: messenger RNA, 2015 nt
Organism: Branchiostoma floridae (Florida lancelet)
Lineage: Eukaryota; Metazoa; Chordata; Leptocardii; Amphioxiformes; Branchiostomatidae
Product: tubulin alpha-8 chain-like
Exons: 8
Coding region: 284-1648 (454 amino acids)
Biological process (GO): mitotic cell cycle; microtubule cytoskeleton organization
Cellular component (GO): microtubule; cytoplasm
Molecular function (GO): structural constituent of cytoskeleton; GTP binding
Source: RefSeq, a predicted model, not a curated record
ACACAGCUGAUCGUCCCACCGUGAGCGCUCGUCACAUGCAUCUGUCAUCGACCGACUCCGAGAAGCACCCCUCCCAUCCCAUCCCAGCAUCAGCCGCCUCAAAAUAGCGCGCGUUACGCCAUCGAUGCCGGCCGUCAGGGCCUCUCUAUAAAUAGCAGCCGGCUGUUUGCGACAUAUCCAUUUGCAGUGCUUCAAGAGAUCCGUCGGACAUCUCCAGAAGCCACGUCCGUACCAGUUUGUCUUCUGUCUACCCCAAUCCAAGUGCCAAGGCCGACUACGUAAAAUGCGUGAGUGUAUCUCCAUCCACGUGGGACAGGCCGGCGUGCAGAUCGGCAAUGCAUGCUGGGAGCUGUACUGUCUGGAACAUGGUAUCCAGAAGGACGGGACCAUGGAGGCGGACCACAAGACGCCCAACUUCAGCGGGGACGACUCCUUCAGCACCUUCUUCAGCGAGACCGACUCCGGCAAGCACGUGCCCAGGGCGGUCUUCGUUGAUCUUGAACCCACGGUUAUAGACGAGACCCGGACGGGGCAGUACCGUGCACUCUUCCACCCCGAGCAGCUCAUCUCCGGUAAGGAGGACGCGGCGAACAACUACGCGCGCGGCCAUUACACCAUCGGCAAGGAGAUCGUGGACGUGGUGGUGGAGCGGAUUCGUAAACUGGCGGAUCAGUGCACGGGCCUGCAGGGGUUCCUGGUGUUCCACAGCUUCGGCGGCGGGACCGGGUCAGGGUUCACCUCGCUGCUAAUGGAGCGUCUGUCCGUGGACUACGGCAAGAAAUCCAAGCUGGAGUUCGCCGUCUAUCCCGCGCCCCAGGUGUCCACGGCUGUGGUCGAGCCCUACAACUCCAUCCUGACCACCCACACCACCUUGGAGCACUCCGACUGCGCCUUCAUGGUCGACAACGAGGCUAUCUACGACAUCUGCCGCCGAAAUCUCGACAUCGAGCGGCCGACCUACGUCAACCUGAACCGUCUGAUCGGUCAGAUCGUGUCGUCCAUCACCGCCUCCUUGCGGUUUGACGGCGCACUGAACGUGGACCUGACGGAGUUCCAGACCAACCUGGUGCCGUACCCGCGCAUCCACUUCCCGCUAGUGACGUACGCGCCCAUCAUCUCCGCAGAGAAGGCGUACCACGAGACGCUCAGCGUGUCCGACAUCACCAACGCCUGCUUCGAGCCCACCAAUCAGAUGGUGAAAUGUGACCCCCGCCACGGGAAGUACAUGGCGUGCUGCAUGCUGUACCGUGGGGACGUGGUGCCCAAGGACGUCAACGCCGCAAUCGCAACCAUCAAGACCAAGCGGACUAUCCAGUUUGUAGACUGGUGCCCGACCGGUUUCAAGGUCGGCAUCAACUACCAGCCUCCGACGGCCGUGCCUGGCGGAGACCUGGCCAAGGUGCCGCGGGCCGUCUGUAUGCUGAGUAACACUACCGCCAUCGCAGAGGCCUGGGCCAGGCUAGACCACAAGUUUGACCUGAUGUACGCCAAGCGUGCCUUCGUACACUGGUAUGUUGGUGAGGGUAUGGAGGAGGGAGAGUUCUCCGAGGCUCGGGAGGACCUGGCAGCUCUGGAGAAGGAUUACGAGGAGGUGGCGACAGACUCCAUGGAUGGGGAGGGCGAGGAGGAUCUGGACGAGGAGUAUUAGAUCAUUAAGUCAACGCCAACUCAAAACUACACAAAAGAAGAAAUAUCCUAUUAAUGUACUGUAUGAUGACAAUUCUACAUCGGAUUUAAGAUCUGCACUUCCUUCUCAAACCUUAAAGAAAGAGCCAAAAAUUCCAUCGUUUCAAUGAUCAACCGAUUGUCUCCGUAAGGUAACUCCUGUUCAUGUCUGUAGAAAGCAGAAUAUGAAAUCAACAAGUGUUGUUUUUGUACUACGAAAUGACUGCAUAAGGUCAGAAGAAAAGGGUACGAAGGCAAUCCUUUGACGUUGCCAGAGUGCUCUUUCGUCGAAGUUUAAGUAAGUUAUAACUAUGUCAAACAAAAUAAACAAAUGACUUUAAAAAGUCAUA